AUCAAAAGGUGUCAAAUCUCGAAAUGACAAAUAUUUUGAGCGCGACUUGGAAUUGAGAAGAGGAUAUUGCUAAAUAAUGAGAUGACAUUGUAAGAGAAAGUGCUAAAUAGACUAUAUGAAAUUAUAGAGAAACACCACAUCUAUUAUAAUAUCAGAUUUAUUGAGAUCUUUUACACUAAAAUAUGUAUAGUAAAUUACAAGUGUGUUCCUACCGCAUUAUCCCAUUGGGACAUAUCGGAGAAGUCAAUCUCAAAUUGAAGGAGAAGAGUUAUAAAGACAAGUUUGGAUCCUUUUCCCUUUCAGUUUGAUGAUGUUUAUAUCCAAAUCAGCUAAUAACAAUGUCCAAGCUAAACCAACACGAAAUAAUACCUCUACCAACCGACAUCGGUGCCUUGGGUAACAGAAUCAAUAUCAAUACCAGAAAAGAACAUGAUGUGGUGGAUAAAACAGUAUCGUUGAAAUUCGCAGUUGCAUUAAGAGAUGGUAAAAUCUAUAGACAGGGCAUCCAAGGGUUUUAUCAUGUCUUCAAGACCAUUGAAAUCCUUAUAAAUCAAGAAUUACAACAAAAACCAAGAUCUAAAACUGGUGAUUUAUUAGCUUCAUUUUGGGAUGAAAAAAUUUCAAGAACAGAACCUUUAACAAGAGAUUUACUAUAUUUUUAUGAUAAUGAUCCAAAAAAAUUUGAAGCCCCAAUAAGAGAAGAACAGAUUGAUUUUGUUAAUCAUAUUUAUAAAGUCCAUCAAGAAAAACCUCAUGUUUUAUUAGCUUAUUGUCAUGUCAUGUAUUUGGCUUUAUUUGCUGGCGGUAAAGUGUUGAGAUCAAGUUUAGCUAAAGCUACUGGUUUAUUCCCACAAGUUGAUGGUCAAACUACUGAACAAGUUUCAUUAUACGGUACAAAUCUUUUCCAAUUUGACGUUGAGGAUGACCAAGUUUUAAGACAAUCCUAUAAAAGAGAAUAUGAAUUAGCUACAAGAAAUGCAUUAACAGAACAAGAAAAAUUGGAUAUUAUUGAAGAAGCUAAAGAAAUCUAUAAAAGAAAUGCCGAAAUGAUUAGAGGUAUUGAGCGUCAUAAUAGAGAAAAAAUUACUGGUAAAUUAUCAUAUAAAGUUGCAGUUUAUGGGUACUAUAUUGGAUUAAUACUGGCAAGUAUUGCUUUAUUAUAUUUUACUCGUCGUAUCUUGAACCAUUUGAUAUUUUAAAAGCAACAUAUAUAUUCUUAUUUUUUAAUGAUACCUUAUGAUAAGUUAUAUUGCAGUGUAGUUGUCUAC
Hansenula anomala is the source of this 1268-nucleotide messenger RNA. It is a transcript of the gene HMX1, whose product is annotated as Hmx1p. The transcript has a single exon. Bases 339 to 1199 code for a protein of 286 amino acids. Gene Ontology annotation, biological process: heme oxidation. Gene Ontology annotation, molecular function: heme oxygenase (decyclizing) activity. The record is from RefSeq and is a predicted model, not a curated record. Lineage: Eukaryota; Fungi; Ascomycota; Saccharomycetes; Phaffomycetales; Wickerhamomycetaceae.